CAAGAUCCCCAUGGUGAUUAUCUGCAGGGUCUGAACAUCAGGCAAAUCUGGAUAGAUCUGGCCCAGCCACGGAAAUUAGUGUUCAAUGGUCGUGAAUGCAUCAGACUGGUUGGUCCCAACUGUGGGUCCAGAGUCGGACUCCUGCAGUAACUACACUGAAGCUUGGCUGUGGCUGUCCUCCCUGCAGCCAGCUUACCUGGGUUUAAUCAGUGUCGUGGGGUUGGUGGGGAACGGCCUGGUUCUCAGUGUGUUUUGCCUGCAGAGGAAGUCCUGCACAGUGGCCGAUAUCUACCUGGGGAACCUGGCGGCUGCUGACCUGGUCCUGAUGUCCUGCCUUCCCUUCUGGGCUGUCACCAUCGCCCAAGGUUACCAGUGGGACUUUGGAGAGGUCCUUUGUAAGCUUGUUAAUGUGGCCAUCUCUAUGAACUACAUCUGCAGUGUUCUGUUCCUCACGCUGGUCAGUGUGGACCGCUAUCUGGCUCUGGUGAAGCCCAUGAGCCCCAGUCGUCUGAGGAGAACUUCAUGGGCAAAACGUAUCUGCCUGGGGAUCUGGAGCCUGUGCUUCCUCUUCAGUCUGCCCAUCCUGCUCUUCCGCACAGUAAUGCACGUAGAGGAUCCCGGUGUCAAUGCCUGCAUUCUAUCCUACCCCCACCCGGGAUGGAGUUUGCACCACAACAUCACCAGUAAUGUGCUGGGAUUUCUAAUUCCUGUUCUGGUAAUUGUUUACUGCACUCGUCACAUUGUGGCUGUGCUGAACAACAGGGGAGCCAGAGGACUCCCCGAGCUGAGGGCAGAGAGGAAGGCCACCUACUUGGUUUUGGCCGUGCUGGCUGUCUUCCUCUUCUGCUGGACACCACACCAAGUAAUGCGGUUUCUUGACACUUUGGAUUACUUCCAGGUCACGCCCGGAUGCCUCUGGGGUCAUGUCCUGGACAUCGGCAUCCAGCUGUCGACAUAUCUGGCAUACAGCAACAGUGCUGUUAACCCAUUCCUAUUUGUCAUUGUGGGGAAGCAUUUCAGGAGAAAGACAAAGGAAGUGCUUGGAAAGACUUUAAACCCCUGGUCUAAAGACCUGAGUGUGAGCUUCAUUUCAAUGAAUACACUCAAUGAAACACAGCGUAUAAAUCUUGAAAAAACUUGAAAAAUCUUUACCAUAACAAUAAUAUAAUCAUGGCCAGUGGCUGUAGGGACCUCUUCAGUACACACAGUGACCUGUGAUUUAAAACAUGAGCAUUUUAAGGUAUUGAAAAAAGAUUUUUUAAAUAACAAUGGACUAUUAUCACCUUAUGAGAGUUCUGGAGAAGUAUUUUCCUGUGGUGAUUAUUAAGUUUAUAAGAAAUUGUUUACAAAAUGUUGCUUGUUUACACAUCCAGCAGACACAGUGACACAGAAGCACUAAUCUGGAGUCUUGUUUGUAUCUAGCUGCUGAAUGUUGUCAUCACCACUCACCCAUUCACCCAUUCGUACAGCGCUGCUAUGUACUGUGCUUUUUCUGUCACAUUGAUCCACUGUGGAAAGAGAACAUCCUCCUCCUACUCCUCGGACAGACUCUUGAUGCAGUCCCCGCCCCUGAUAUGGAACAGAACACUUUGCCUGAUGCAGUUCGACAGAGCUGCUGAAACAACAAGGAAAGGCUAGAGCAGUUAACGUGAUCAAAAUGCAAAAGCUGAUUUGUAUAGAUUUUAAACAUUAAAAAUCGAAUUUAGUUCAUGAGAGCUGAGGUCAUAAAAUUAGAACACUGAGCAGAAGGACUUCUGUGUGGUCUGUCUGAGGGUGAUGUAAGGGUGUAAUUUUGAUCUUAUUUGAUUAAACUGAAAUAUGCUGAUUAGUGCAACUUUAACUGAAGCUUCUGGUGACGCAACAGGGUAUGCACUGAUCUGAUGUGUGUCCAUUUCAUGUUGAGCUCUAAUUCCUGGAGACCCUUGUAGUGCAAAUACUGACAAAUAGUCCACUUGUCUUUGUGCCUUUGUCCUUAUUUUGUUGAUGUGCUGAUAUUAAUUAUGAUCUAUAAAAGACUAGUUUCCAGUCGUAAAGAUUUAUGAUAUAACUGAUGCUAAAUAUAGCAAAUAUAGCAAGAUUUUUUUUUGUCUCUGAGCUUUUCCUGUCUAUCACUGGAUGACAUUUUAUGAAGCUUAACUAUUUAAAACCUGCACUGUUAAAGAAACUUACGGACGAUUGAUUAAGUGAAGAAAGGAAAGGCGAUAUAAUUCUUGAAAAAAUCUGUUUAACAAUGUGUAAUAAAAAAAGAUACAAUUGUCAUUUUUAACCAACCUAUGUUUUCUCUUGUAUGGAUACAGAAGGUGUUUUGACAGUUUUAAGUGCUCAUGUUAGAUUUGUAAUAGUCGCUUGAUUGUGCAGAACACAAGUGUAGAGUCACAAGAACGUUUUGAAAAUGUUUAAUGAAGAACAGAAUAAAUUAAUUAACACAUACAGUAGUUAUCAGACCCCCAAGUUCUUAUAGAGAAGAUGAUCCAAAUUAAUUCAAUACUCUGGUCUGAUUGAAUCCAGUUGAACAGGAGCUUUUACCGUCAGCAAAUCAUGUUUCUGGGUUGUAACACAAUAUC
Scophthalmus maximus (turbot) is the source of this 2564-nucleotide messenger RNA. RefSeq names its product B2 bradykinin receptor. Gene Ontology annotation, molecular function: bradykinin receptor activity. The record is from RefSeq and is a predicted model, not a curated record. Gene Ontology annotation, cellular component: membrane. Gene Ontology annotation, biological process: vasoconstriction; immune response; G protein-coupled receptor signaling pathway. The transcript is spliced from 2 exons. Lineage: Eukaryota; Metazoa; Chordata; Actinopteri; Pleuronectiformes; Scophthalmidae. Bases 86 to 1141 code for a protein of 351 amino acids.